Chironomus riparius is the source of this 1375-nucleotide messenger RNA. NCBI's taxonomy places the organism in Eukaryota, Metazoa, Arthropoda, Insecta, Diptera, Chironomidae. The record is from the annotation of a GenBank genome assembly.
UUUUGUAGAUUAAAGGCCGGUGAAUCAAGAGAAAAAUUGUUUAAAAAUGAAAAUCUUCGUCUGUAUCCUGUUAAUUAUAUAUUCAGUGAGUCAAAGUCAUGCUGAGUUGAAAAAGGAAACGCUAGUUCUAUUAGAUAAUCUAGCUACGCGUGAAACUCACUCGAUUUUCUUCAAAAGUUUGCAAGAUCGUGACUUUAAGCUAACAUUCAAGCUUGCUGAUGAUCCAAAUCUUCAAUUGGCAAAGUAUGGAGAGUAUUUGUAUCAGAAUGUAAUUAUCUUCUCACCGUUAACCGAGAGUUUUGGAGGCUCCAUUUCAGUCGAAGAGAUUACACAAUAUAUUGAUAAUGGAGGCAAUGUUUUAGUAACUGGAUCAGCUACAUCAGGCGAAGCAAUUAGAGAACUAGCUACAGAAGUUGGAUUUGAAUUGGAUGAAGAGAAUGCAUCAGUUAUUGAUCAUAUGAAUUAUGAUCAGAUUCUUGAUAGUGGAGACCAUACAACAAUUGUGGCAUCGCCCAAAAAUCUUAUUGACUCAGAAAUGAUUGUUGGAAACAAAAAUGUUAAGCCAUUAUUAUAUCGUGGAACUGGAAUUAUUGCUGAUCGUGAAAAUCCUUUAGUUCUUCCACUUUUGACAGCAGAUUCCACAGCUUACAGCUAUAUUCCAGACUCUCCAAUUAAGGAAUAUCCACAUGCUGUUGGACGUAACACAAUUCUAAUUGCAGCACUUCAAGCACGUAAUAAUGCUCGUAUCGUCUUCUCUGGAUCACUUUUCUUCUUUUCGGAUGAAGCAAUUAUGUCACAAGUUAAGAAAAUCGGUGAACGUGAAACUCAUGAAAAGUCUGGAAAUCUUGACGUUAUUGAUGCUAUAAGCAAAUGGUGUUUCAAAGAAGUUGGACAAAUUCGCGUUAAAUCAGUUAAGCAUCACAAAGAAGGAGAAAAAGAAGCACCAGCAAGCUAUACAAUUACCGAGCCUGUUGUCUACACAAUUGAAGUCGAACAAAUGAUUAAUGGUGCCUGGAAAGCAUUUGUUGCUAAUGACGUACAGCUUGAAUUUGUACGUAUUGAUCCAUUUGUUCGUGUUACACUUAAGUCAAUCGGUGGUGGAAAAUAUCAAGCUAAAUUUAAAAUUCCUGAUGUUUACGGAGUUUAUCAAUUCAAAGUUGAUUAUGAUCGUGUUGGAUAUACUCGAUUAUAUAGCACAACUCAAGUUUCUGUAAGACCAUUACAGCACACUCAAUAUGAACGAUUCAUUCCUAGUGCUUAUCCUUAUUAUGCAAGCGCCUUCUCUAUGAUGUUUGGUGUCUUUGUAUUUUCAUUCGUAUUCCUCUACUUUAAGGAUAAGCCUGAUAAGGUUGAAGUUGAAAAGAAAACUAAUUAA